Babesia bigemina is the source of this 771-nucleotide messenger RNA. RefSeq lists its product as hypothetical. The transcript has a single exon. Lineage: Eukaryota; Apicomplexa; Aconoidasida; Piroplasmida; Babesiidae. The coding region runs from base 1 to 771 and encodes 256 amino acids. The record is from RefSeq and is a predicted model, not a curated record.
AUGGAAAGCGACAGGCAGGAUAACAAUACGCCUCCUCUGGAUAAUACAGUGCUACUAGAAGCCAAUGUGCCCGUAGUAUAUCCAGAUAUGCCCAUCUUCAAUGUUUUGACGCAAACGCAAAAGAUAUUGCUGCUCAUCCUUGUGAGGCUGCAAAUAAUGAAUCCGAGAUGGGCAUCGUACAGCGAAAAUUUUUUGGUUCAUUACAGAAACCUCACAAGCUCAGGGCCGAGUGUACGUCGAAAACCGUACGCAAGAGCCUUCCGAGACCUACACGAGAUGUAUCGCCGAUUGGAUCCCAUAAUAAUGACAGCGGCACGCAAGAUGUCGCCACGUGAUAUGCAGUGGAUAUCUGAGAUAGUAGCGGAAUCAUACAGGUUACUGGACAUACUGCGGAUCGGGGAAGAGCCUACAUUCGUACCAAUGCAAUUGACCGCAAUUAUCGACGGGCUCAGCGUGAACCCUCCACGACACAUGUUUCACCACCUGAGAGGGUGUAUGCAUGAUAUGGCGUAUUUUAAUGUGCGAAGAGGGUCAAUUGAGGGCAUGAUACGCUUUCGUAAUGCCCGCAACGAGAUAUGUUGGAGCCGGGUUCACGAGUUAAUACGCGACGGUUCGUUGAGCUUCGUUCCAGCUAUAUAUUAUACCAGAUUGAAUUCUCCGCUACAAUUCAGGAAUGGAAGUCUACGUGCCUCUAUAGGAAAUAAUUGCCCUCCACUCCAUUGCAAGUUUCAUCAGCUGUACUACACGUUUCCGCCUUCCAAUACGCUUUGA